Messenger RNA from Rattus rattus (black rat), 948 nucleotides. Its product is annotated as vomeronasal type-1 receptor 4-like. Gene Ontology annotation, biological process: G protein-coupled receptor signaling pathway. The record is from RefSeq and is a predicted model, not a curated record. Gene Ontology annotation, cellular component: membrane. Lineage: Eukaryota; Metazoa; Chordata; Mammalia; Rodentia; Muridae. Gene Ontology annotation, molecular function: pheromone receptor activity.
AUGUGGUUAAAUUUAUUUACCUCAGGUAAAAACAACAUGAUUCCUGAGAACCUGCCAAUGGGGAUUUUGUUCUUUUCUCAAACAGCUAUGGGAAUCCUUGGCAAUUGGUCAAUUCUUCUUCAUUAUGGAAUAUCUAUAAACCCUGGAAAAAGUUUGAUGUCCAAAGACCAGAUUUUAAAGCAUCUGACUUUAGCCAAUGCCUUGGUUAUUAUCUCAAGAGUAAUACCUCACAUAAUGGUACAGCUGGGGUUGCAGUAUCUCCUGAAUGACCUCUUAUGUAAACUUACUCUCUACAGUAAUCGAGUGUCCCGGGGUGUUUCACUGCACUGCACCUGCCUCUUGAGUUGUUUCCAAGCAAUCACAAUCAAUUUGAGCCACUCCAGGUGGGCAAAGCUUGCACACUCAUUUUCCAAGUACACAGUUCAGUUCUGCUCUCUAAGCUGGCUUGUGCAUCUUCUUUUAAACAUCAGGGCAGCUAUACAUGUGAUAGGACCAAAUACUAACAAAAAUUUCACUAGAAAAAUCAAGUUGGGGUAUUGUUCCGCAUUCCCUCUUGGCAAUACUAUAACUGUACUACAUCUAUUCUUGCUUUGUUUCACUGAUGGUCUAUAUUUGAGUCUCAUGGUAUGGGCCAGUGUCUCCAUGGUGAGCAUUCUUUAUAGGCACAGGAGUCAGGUACAGUAUAUCCACAGUCCCCAGCAUUCCCUGAGAAUGUCCCCUGAAGGCAAAGACAAAACCAUCUUGAUCCUUGUGUGCACCUUUGUCUUCUCCUAUUCAAUGUCCUUCAUACUAGUAAUCUAUACUGUGGUUUUUGACAAUCCAAGGCUGUGGCUAAUAAACAUAUUUACCUUUUUAGACACGUGCUUUCCUACAUUUUGUCCCUUUAUCCUUAUAAGUAAUAAGCAAUCUACUCCCAAGAAUCAUUUUUCCUGCUGUAGCAGAACAUAA